AGAGUGAUUUCCAAUCAGAAAAUUCAGCAGGUAUGUACAGUAUACGCGGUUAGCGCGCUGCUGAGUUUUACCUGCUUUAUCGGAGGUCCAUUAUUGCAUAUUUAUUCAUUUGGGUCGAUUGAUUUCCGUGUAUUUGAAAAUUCAUUAAAAUUUAGUUUGGCUGGUUAGCCUAUAUCAUUGUUAGCUCAAUACCUUUUUCAAGUCUUUUUAACUUUAAGUAUUUAUUUUUACUUUAAUUUUGGUGGUUAAAUUUUGAUGUAAUUUUGAUUUGAUUUAAGGUUACAGGACACCCUUUUUGGCGUUUUGCGGAAAAUCGCUACUGCGCGCUCAAAAUCAGUCCGAUUUUCGUCAAGUUUUCACCAAAUGUUAGCCAGUGCAUGCAAAAUAUGGUAAAGUUGUAAAAUUGACAAACAAUAAAAUAAUGUAAGAAUUAUUCAGGAAAAUCUUAAAUCGCGGUACCUUUACGCUUUUGAGUUGUGUUCCUGCUGGUUUUAGAUAUAUUUAUGAAAAUAUCAUUUUUAUACAGUAAAAUAGUUGCUCUAAAAAAUUGUGUUCAGAAAUUUUUGUUUAUUUCGUCAUUGCGCUGAUAUGGAGAUUUUUUUGAUGACUGCAAUAUAUUUCUGAAUCGUUUGAGUGAAUUGCUCUUUAUUAUUAAAAUAUCCAAAAUUAGAACAAAGCCGAACACAAUUUUGCAACUGACGCCUUUAGCUAUGUCCUGUGAAAAUUUGAGAAAAAUUCGUUAAAACCCGCAGGAGAAUAACUCGUUUGAAAAUCAAUAAUUACCGUAAAAUGUUUCGGGGGGAAAUUGAAUUUGAAUAUUACAUUUUCAAUGUUUUUCUUAUUGCAGCAAAAUGUAUUUUAUUGAAUAACUCUGCGAGGUUUCAACAUUUUUCGUUCAAACUUUGUCAGACAGUAGGACUAGUCUAAUGCUUUCAUGGAAACCAAUAAAAAAAUUUUAGGCAAAAUUAACACUCAAAGGUGUUCUGUAACCUUAAGUAGUCGAGCUAGCACAUAUAGCACAUGAAAUGGCUUUAUGUUAUAAUAAAAUAUUUUAUGUUACACUUUGUUAUAUACCCUUUCAUGUUGUGUUAUGCUACGUUAUUAGGAUUAGUAUGACCUAUUAACGACGUGAAUUAUUUCAGAUUUCCAGACGGACGUGGAUGGAAAUUUCCAGUCACUGCACGAUCCAUCUUACCAAGAUUAUCGUGCUGAAGCUCAAACACAUUUUGAAUUGAGAACUGAGUGCAUUAAGAAGGCAGCUAUAGCUUACAGCAAAAGGCAAGGAGAGCUGGCUAAAAUAUAUGCAGACCAGGUGGGUCAAUUGGAUUAAUUUUCUUUAAAUUUUCUUUGCUAUCAAAGACUUUUAUUUCACAUAAAAUCAGUGACGUGUCAGUUCAAUUCACUUCUGACAGGUUCAGUUCCUGCCAAGGAGUCGUUUUUGACCUAGUGUUCUUCCCUAGUGUGUUUUCACUAAAAAAUUCGGAUUUUUGCUUCGUCCUAACCAGAAAAAAACCUCUUUUGACGAGGGCAGUAGAGGCAAAUCCGAUCCGAUCGGAUUCGUUCGGAUUUCGGAACCAAAAUACUCAUAUCGGAUCGGAUUGAUCAAGUUGUUUCGUAGUCGGAUCGGAUCGGACUUCGAUAUCCGAAAUAAAAUGAAUUAAUUAUCCGCGCAUUAUCGCAAGAAGUAAUUAUCCAUGCAUUUAUCAAAGCAUCAUCGCGGUUGUAAUGUCGCUGCAUUAUUCGUUUGAUAUUAGUCAAUUGGACGUCACUUUGUCAGCUUCUUGACAUGUAUUUCUUGCUUUAAUAUUUAUUUGGUUGAAUAUUUCAACUUGAAUGAGAAAUUUAUUUUAUUAAAGAAUUCAUCGGAUCGGAUUGGAAUUCUUUAUCAAAACUCGGAUCGGAUUAGACAAUUUCGGAUCGGGUCGGAUUUUAAACAUUAGGCAAUUGUCGGAUUAUAAACGUGCAAUCCGAUCCGAUGCACACCUCAAGAGGACAGUACGGCUUUUUACCGUGUAAUCCGCUCUCGGAUUUUUCGUGUUCUCAUGGCCUUAUUUGGUAAAAUCACGUCAUUGUCAUAUAGUAAAGCAUGAUAUCGACAAAAAAGUAUCGAAACGUUUGCAAUAGAUAAAGUAAACAGCAGCUGACAACUUUUGAGGUGUUCAAGAAAUAUCACAAAGCUUGCUGCAUGGUUAUAUACUGUUUAAAGAAAACUUUCUUUGGCCUCCCAUGGCCGUGUAUUAAAAAGUCCCCGUUUAAAUUCAAAAGUGGCCUGGCCAUAUACCUGCAUAUCGUCACAAAGUUGUCUCAUUUCUAGCCAACAAUCAGAUCUAUCUAUAAUAUUUUUACAGGCUAGACACCAUGACGAAAAGAUUAAAGAAGCCAACCGUCGUGCAGCAGAGAAGAUUUUGGAGAGCAGGUGACUCCUGUUUUUUUGUCACCUUAAAUGAACAUGCUUUGUGAUUGGCUUCUUAAAGCAAAAUUAAUCAGUUGUCUGACUCACUCGGUAGAAAAUCUUUUGUAGAUUUAUUACUUUUCGUAAACCAAUGGAUUAAUAAUUCUUUAUUAAUUCGUUUCACCCUAUACGAUAUUAUCUUUCAGAAAUCACGACUUGGUUCAUUCGAACACGUUAGAUCUUCACGAACUGCAUGUAAAGGAAGCGAUCCAAGUCUUAGAUAAUGUUCUGGAGGAAAAACGGAAAGGUAAACACAAUAUGAUAUCUGUUCUGUGUAUGUGUACCUUCCAGUCUCUAGCUCGUGAUACAAACAGUUUAACUAGGUUCUCCAGGAUUCUUUCCUUUAAGACCAGAAAACUGUGGAUUAAUUGAUAUCUGUUCUGUGCAUGCGUACCUUCCAGUCUCUAGCUCGUGAUACAAACAGUUUAACUAGGUUCUCCAGGAUUCUUUCCUGUGGAUUGACAGGGAUUCAACUACCUGAAUAACUCAACCAAAACGUCGACGUUUCGACCGAAGGCCCUUCGUCCAGCUAGGUUAUUGUUACUACCUGUUAUAAAUUCUUCUCACAAAUUCGGUUAAAACGAUAAGAAUUUUCCGCUUGCUGGUCCAGUCAACAAACUACUGGAACCGUAUUUGUUUUUCUAAUUUUCGUUUUUUCCAACAAUCUUUUACAAUCAAUCAAUCAAUCUAGCCAAUUCUAUAUACAUUCUAUGUGGGAUCUUUAAAACAAUCUUUAAAAACUCUGACAUUCUCUAGCACUCUCUGUGACACUUUCAUAUAUAGUACUAGUAGUAUUACUAUAUAUAUAUAUAGUCUAAAUCUAGGAAGAAUUGCACGUCAUCUUUUACAAAAGAAUGUUCUUUCCCUUAGUCACGUUUGUAAUAUUCAUCCUUUCGGUUCUGAAACGUACGUGCUGAACGUACUGAACGCUUUCGGUUUACGUCAUACAAUAUCGCGCAAUUUAUUCAAAUAUUGCGCGCUCGCGUUUUGUGCUUGCUGCGCCAAGAAGUUCCGUAACACUACCUACACUAGCACAGACUCUUCCCUUUAAUGGCUAUUCAUGAUGUAUGUAUGUAAUUUUAUCUCCAUGCAAUAAUUGCUACUACUAAAAUUAUGGAAACUGAAGUGAUUUAGACUGAGUGUCUGCAUGAAAGAAGAAUAUAAGCGAUUGUAUAGUUCAUUAAAGUUAGAGAGUUUUCAUGAACUAAUGUACUUUUGGUCCCCAAUCGCUGCUAAUCAUCUUCUUCUUGUUGUUAGGGGGGCGACGCUCUUUGAAAAAAGCCUAAGGCUCCGUCGUUACUUGUCUGAUCAGAAUGAAAUUUAACACAAUUAUUCUUAGCAAUAUUCCGCAUCGAUUGACGGUGUUCGAUUUUUCAUUUUUGACUUUAGAAGCAAGAUACAAGCAAUUUUUGACUGUAUUUGUAGCAAAUAAUAUAUACAUAUCAUUAAUAUUCAGCAAAUAUAUCAGCAAACGCAAACGAUAAGAAAGACAUUGUCUUGUCUAUUGUUGUGAACACAAUCACGAUAGUCUAAAGCUUCUCGAGAGUGAGAAUGUGAAAGCAUAUAAGUGACUAGUAAAUUUAACACGCGCUGGCUUAGUUUCUCAAAGCGCAGAGGAGUAAUAUUGCUAUCUGGCUAUUAUACAGUACGUAUAGGUUAUUUUGAGGCAACAAGGGGAUAAUAAACACAUAUCCCCGAGGUGCCUCAAAAUAACGUACUUAUUUUUCACACUGCGAGGUCGCGUUAAUGAGUCAGAAAAGAAAGAAUUCUUAAUGCCAUAUUGCCUUCGCGAUGUUGUUUUUUCUCAUUUUUUGUGCUGCAAAGACAUUGCAGGUGAAUAUUAGAGGGGAUUAUUAAUUGCAGGUGAAUAUUAGAGGGGAUUAUUUAACGGAAAUUGAUUAGAGGGGAAUAUUGAUUAUAUUCCCCGACAAGAACAAAGGAAACCGAGCAAGGUGAAAAAUAAAGUAUAAUAUUCUUCAUAGUCCGAUAGAAAAUCGUGAACCGUAAAAACAAAGACAUGUAAAUUUGUUUUUAGCACAAGCAUGCAGUUAUGAAGCCAUGACUAAGCGAGAUGAAAUUGCAUUAACCUAGCAACAAUUCAGAUAAUUUGUUACCUUAACUUAAGCCCCGUACACGGCACGUACUGCACGUGCACGACUGUAGCUGCAAUUAAUGGCACGCACGGCACGGCAAAAUUUGAUGCACGGCAAAAGUUAGCUGACACGGCAUGUUUUUUCUAAAUAUUGUGGGACAUUUAACUUAUCUAUCGAAUUCAAAUGCAAGGAAAUACUUUUGAAAACUGCGCAUUUAGUUAUCAAUGCUUUGUCCAGAUUUACACCUCAUUUAUACACGGCACUAGACUGACAUUUUGCCCGGAUAAAGUAUACCUUGCAUGCAUGACCAAAUUAAAGCAAAACAUUUAGUUGCCAACUUCGAGAACAUUAGUUUCACAAGUGUAUAGUUAUUUGUUUAUCAAGUCAAAGUCUCGAAGGUUUUGAACUUUUAACGAUUUGCACAAGAUCGAAACUGGGUCACGCAGUUCCUGGUCCACUAUAGUACGAUCGUACUUUUUUUAAAAUAAGGAUUUUGAAUAUUUUAUUUGCAAAGUGAAAAUUAAGGACUUUCGUGACUCCAUGUUCUUGUAUAAAGGCCGAUCGGUGCUACCUUUACUCUGGAAACAGGAAAUUAAGUAUUUGAAGUUCUCAUCAUGCACUUCAUUUUAUAAAGUUCAAUAGUUGGAUAAAAAAAUGUCAACAAAGUUGACGCUUGCUAACAGACUGUACCGCAUCCUUCUAUAAUAUAUCGUUUCAUUUUGAAUUGAGUUAUUUUAUUUGGAAUAUUUUUUUUGAAUAUUUUGCAUACGCUUUCUGUGAUCAAAUCUUAACCCAAAGGCGUUCGAAGAAAAGCUGUGUGUUUCGGUGUUUGACACAGGUAUACACAUGCAUCUGUGAAAGGCAGUGGAGCUACCUUUCUAAACCUACACUAAACAACUCCAAAAAUCAUGUGCAGCCAGUUAUCUGAGCCCAAAGUUCGUGCAAAGCUCCAUUCCAAGAUUGGCGGCUAUACCUCUACAAAAAUGAAAUCAACAGGCAUGACAGUUGAUAUAUUGAUAUAAUUAUAUACCUGAUACCACGUGUUCUUUUUAGAGCGGAGAACCCCCAAUAGAAAGUCUCCAUCAUAUCUCGAAGUCAUAACUGGUCGCGGUAAUCGCAGUCGUGAUGGUAAAGCGCGCAUUAAACCUGCAGUCAUGGAUUAUCUUAAACGACAUGGAUACAGGUACAUUUAUAUCUGAUGUCAGCUGUUUAAAGCAGGAAUAGGUUUACUACAAUCCAUUUCCAGAAUUCCGGCCCUCAACUGAUCAACUUACUUAGAGUAAAAUCACUGCAUUUAUCACUCAAAUUUCGUGUACACAAAAUGCAUGCUUUUAUUUGAAGUAUUUUCUUUAUUUUUCUUUGGCCAAGGAGAAUGCUAAUUUUCUUAUCAAUGUUCACAUUAGAGAGGUUCCGAUUUUCACUUCCGUGCAUUUAAUCUACCCAAUUAAAUGAUAAUAUUGGGAAUCCAUUUUCCGAGCAAAACGCUGAUAUGCAUACUAUUUAAUGAUUGCUCUUCACAGACAUGGAUGCAAAGAUUUCUCUCCAACAACUGGCCAUAGAGUUGUGUUCUUUGCAUGAACCAGCUGCCAUAUUUGAAUGUUCGGAAGCGUACACCAACGAAAUCAAUUAUAGACUAACAAUAAAAGCACAGAAUAUAACCCCUUUAUAUAUAUAACCGACUAUAGUUCGGGGUUUCUUUUAUUGUUGGUACAACAACCAGCAAUACAACACGUAAAACCACCACUUCUUUUACUCGUACUGGUCGAUGAAAGCAGGCUGUUGCCGUUACUUUCAGGGCUGUCAAACCUAUGAAGACUCGCGCACGAGUUAUGGAAAGAACUAGGGUCUUCAUAACACCGCGGAAAAACGUCUGCGCGGGGCACAAAAAAUGGCGAGGAAUUUAAAUACCAAAUUGUAAACAAAAACAUGACUAUUUAAUGAUUUAAGGUAAUUGAAACAAACAAAAAAUACACUAGACGGGUAGUUUAGAUAUGAAUAAAAAGUUUUUAACAUUUAAAACCUAAAAAGAAACGGAAUUUAAAUUAAAAAUUACCGUUUAAGACCGGGAGGCGUGUGAACAUUUCUUGAAAAAUUGUCGAAAACCAAACUUAAAACAGAAAAGUUAAGAAAAUUAUAGAAUAGUUAAGCAUUUGCAUGCACACGAUUAAAUUGUAGAGUAAAUCAUUACCCUUAAAUAUAGUCAAUGCAAAAGUAUACAUGCUACGCAAAAACGUUAUUGACAAAAAUGUGGAUCAUAUGAACCUAGGAAAAAUAUCUUUGUAUGGUUCAGUUAAAGAACGCGCGUACGUUUUAUACAAUAAAUUUAUCGACAGUCACCUUUGGUUUAUUUUCUUGCAUAAUACUACUUCUUGCACAUGUACACUAUAAUUAUUUCUAGUUUUUAGGUUGUCACAUUCAUUAUUCCGCUUGCAUUUUCAUAGAAAAGGCAAAACAUCGGAGUCGCUUCCAUUUUGAGUUUUUGACAAGAUUCGGAGCACUUGACAUCACGUGCGCAAAACAGAUUUCAGUAAUGUUGACGCAUGCGCAGACGCAACCUCGUACCCAGGCUAUGUUCUCUUAUACUCGGUGCACGGCCACCUGCUGAGAAAAUACCCUGGUAUUGUCUGGUCACGUGUCUCCCAGAAUCUGGGAGGUAACAAUAAAUUUCUAUUAGGGUGGGUAACUAAGUAGCGUUUUGUCACUGAGCAAGGAGUGAGCGAAGAAAUAACGCAGAGACAUCAUAAGACAUCAUGCAGGAAAUAUUUACAAGAUUGUAUAUUUUAUUUGUCAUGAAUACUGUCCAGUUACACAAUUAGAAAUAUCAAAUGUCAUUGUGCCCAGAAUGUCGGUGAGCAAAGAUAUAUCAGAGUUCAAUAUACAAGGUGUGAUAUACCGUAUUUACUCGAUUGAGCGCCGCCCCCGAAUGAGCGCCGCAUUUGAGAUCAAAUUUUUUUAAAGAGCGCCGCUUCCGAAUGAGCGCCGCACUAAACAGUGUAAAAACUUUCCGCCGUCAAAAUGGGGACAUUUAGUAACAAAAACCUUUUAAAACUUGUCUAUUUUAUAGUUAAAAGUUCUUGUCAUAAUUCACAAAUAAAAUAUUUUUUAAUGAGCGCCGCAUCUGAAGCUAUGGAAAUUUAAAGAGCGCCGCGGCGCUUAAACGAGUAAAUACGGUACGGCUCGUCGAAGAAAUUGCACGUCGUCGCAAACGUUACAAGAAAAUAUAUUUCCAGACCGACCGUUGUAGCUGUUAUUAACCUGUUGAAGUCCAUCCUAAAAGAUUUAUUUAAUACUGAGAUGUGGAAUUGUAACGAAAUAGAGAGAUCUUUUCAAUUUCUGUAAUAUCGCAAACUACAAACGGAACAAACCUUGCUUGUAAACAAUGCUACUCGGACUGUUAUUCAAAGCGCUGUGAAAUUUCCAACAUUGCCAUUGACUUCGUUGCAUGAAACUUCAUUGAUGCUCAAGAAAUAUGUUGAAGUAUACCUCUCUAUUAUCAAACCUACGGUAAAAUAAUCCGACAAUAGCCUACUCAAAGAUAAGUCAAAGGCAAAGACUCUUCUGUGUGUAUAUGUUUAUACAAAUACUGUAUAUAUAUGACUGAAUAUUCGUAACUUAUGUUUGACAUUAGAGAAUACAGACCAACAUAAUAAUUUUGAUGAAUAGAGCUUUAAUUGUGACCGUUGUGACAUUCGCUUUACUGUAAUUUGUUGAUCGAUGUUCAUACAUAGGCUAUUAUGCAUGCUGGUGUGGGACACUGCCUGUUAGUCUGUUUAGAGAUCAAUAUAUGUUGUGUUAAUAUACAUAUUUAGAUUUAGAGUCUAACUAUGUUGCACUAGAGAUAAACGGUUUGUUCUCGAAGAAAACGCGUUAAAUAUUAAUGUGAAGUAAUCAAACUCUAAGACUCUAAUUAUAAGUAAGUGUUAAUCUGCAUGUGCAUAUCAGUCCAUAUCAGUGUGUAUGGGCCAGUAUGACUGCAUGUGCAUAUCAGUGUUUAUGCCGUGGUUUAUGGAAAUAUAUAUAACUAUCUUCGUGUUAUAAAAUGUGUACUAUAUAUCAGAAAAAUAUUUUUAUAAAUAUUGCUGUAGGCCGAAAAAAAGGCUAAAGCCGUAAUUUUGUCUAUACCGCCUGAUAUACGCAUUUCCCUGAGGCUGAGAAUUUUUGUACAUUCAUCUGAAAAUUUUUAUACUUUACUACCUGCCAACCUCCUACCUAUCUACAAGUUUCAAAUAUGAUGAAGUGAUGAACUAGUGAAUUAAAAGUAUUUUGAAAGAUAAAUCAUCAACAGUUUUAAAGUGAGCAUUCAGUCUCUGUUUGUGACAAAAAGUUACGUUUCAAAAUCUAUCAACCUUCAAUAAACAAGACGCGCACUAUUAGUAUUAAAAUCGGCACAAAGGUUAUCAACGUUUGCAAACAACAAAUCUAUAAAUGGCAUAUUUUAGAAACAGAUAAAAGCGAAAAUAUACAAACGUUGACGACUGACCGGUUUGAUAUAUGAAAAUAUGUUUGAGAGAGAGAAUACCCAACUUCAAACUUUAAAGUAUACGAUUUAUUUGUUUCUUGACUUGACUGUUGAUAAAAUGCUACAAUGCUUUUGUAAUUUAAAAGCAAACAGAAGUAUAAAAUAGACGUUAUCUAGUUUACGAACUAUGUAUCGUAAAAUCCCACUCCUGGUAUUUGAAAUUUACAGUAACAUUUUCAAGCAUGUAAUUUGAUACUUUGCCACUCCCCCUUGGGCAAUUAAUUUUUGUAGAGUCACGUGACCAUACAAUACCAGGGUCUUUCCCAAAAAGACCCUGGGUACGAGGAUGGCGCAGACGUUUUUCCGCGGUGUUGGUCUUCAUUGGCUUGAACAGCCGCCAAAAGAAUGAAAAGACGACAGCACACUCGCAUUCGACAGUAGCCAUGUUCGAUUGUUUUGAACUUUCCACUAGGAUUUUUCCACCGUGGCUAACACCAGAAUUCCUUGUGACGUCAUUGUGCAUAAGGUCUAUUUAAUUAACUACCCCCUCAUUCCAGUGAAAAUAUGCAAGUGAAAUAAUUACAAUGUGAUGUACUGUACAGCUUUUCCAUUUUGAGUUCUGUAAAUAAUUCGUGUCCGACCAUGUCCGAACAAAAUAUGAGUUGGUCUGACAUAUAAUGUACUAAUAAUUUAACAUCAAUUUUUUUCAACAGACACGAAGAACUGAAUAGCGGGCUAUAUAGAGUAUUUCUCAAUUAGAGGAUUAAUCUGUAAGUUAUGUGUAUGAGAACAAUUUCCUACUUUGUUUUUGCUUUUUCUAUGACCGCAUGGAACAUGACCUGUGGUUCUACCACUGCAAGCCAAUAGUAGGAAAUUCUAGUCUGUCUGUUCCUAGCUUACAUCUCAAACGGACUUCUAUUUAAAAAGAAAAUCGAAGCGAUAGUUGAGUUAAUGGGUGUUUAUUAUCGAGUUAUCAAGAUACGGUGCUGGUUUCCUUUGUGUUUUGCUAAUUAUUUAUUACCCAGAUUCCAAGUCAAGUCAAUUUAUUUUGCCACACAUAUAGUAAAUAUAAAAAAUAUAAAUAUAAUAGUUAUAGUAUUAAGGCAAGGAAGCCCAAAUGAAACCAAGAGGCUUAUGAGUUUUGAGCUACCUUAUUAUAAUCCGAUAAAGCCGGAAUCAGGACGUAUUAAGUAUGAAUUUAUUUACAACAAUAUGGUUUUUACGCUUACAUAUCGAAAAGAUAAAUGCAUUCCCCCUGUAUAUAUGGAUAAAACAUGUCGUCAAGCUUGACGUGGGAACACAUCUUGGUUGAUAAUAUGUACAUUAAUGCAUGUACUUCAGUCUCUUCACUGAAUAGCAGUAUAUGUUUUUGUUUAGGUUUCCUCGUUGUACGCAUCCUGGGACAAAGGCUUGUACUAUCCUGGCUAUAUCUUGGACUUUCCCAGUGUGCUCCAUAUAUAUCUGGAGCGAUAACUCGAGUCAACCGCUAGCUCCUUCAAUGUCCGCCAUCUUGGCAAGCAACGUGCUGAAAUGUCGUAUUUUGACAUCCAUUUAAAGAAUAACACUGGUUUUAUGAACUGAAAACUUGGUUUGCGAUACGGUCCGUUAGAAAAAAACUGGAAUUAGCUCAGUGGGGAAAAUGGUAUAUAACCUGUUUACGACCUUCAGAUCUAUUGGACGUCAAUGGGCCGCCAUCUUGGCUUCACUUUUCUCGCAGGCCGAAUGACUGAAGUUCUUGCUCCAGAUAUAUAUUGAGCUCACUGGACUUGCCACAAGUCGACUUGCGUCAUAUAGUUCUUGCCUCGGACACAGGCGCUUGGUUUGUUUAUCACGUUAUCAAGCGCAUGCGGACGGCACGCGAGGGAGGAAAGCUGAAAAUUUGGUUGAUUCGGUGGGAAACUUCACCACGAAAUCGAUUAAGUUAAUCCACGUUGCCCACGCAAUGACCACGUGACAGCGACAGGGUGUGAGGCAGUCGUAACGCGUUGUAAUUUGUCUCUUAUUGCAAGGAGUAAAACUGGUGAGCGAAUAAACAAGGAAUGAGGGAGCUUGAGCGAAAUAAGCUAAAUAAUACGAGUCGACUUUUAGCAAGUCUAGCUAUAUCUGAGUGCAGCUAUAUCUAAGUUGUCUAAUUUAUACAAUCAUUCAUACGUAAAAUCUUAUCGUGACCGGACGUGCACUGUAGUUUACCGUACGUCCAAUUUCUUGUAAAAUAUUUUCACUAUAUGAUAAUGCAACAUGAAUUUUCCAUUUUAAACAAUUUUUCCCGAAGUUUUUAUACAUUGAUUGAAAUAUGUAAUUAGUCGAAUCAAAUUGUAAAUUAUAAUUACCAACAGCAAAUAAUUUAUUAAUUUUUUAUGUAAUUUAAUUAAACAGCAAUAAAAUGAAUAUUUUUGUUAAAAGGAACGUCACUUUCGUAUACAUCUGCGUGAUAACGGUGGUAUGUAAAUAUUUAAGUAUAGUAUGGCGCGUGGUACCUUUUGACUUAGUCAUUUGGAAUGUGUUCGAGAGUUCAUGUUAUGCUCGUCACUGACUUGAAAAAUGUUUUUAUUGAUUUCUAAGGUUAAUUAAGGACUUUUCUUUACUCCAAUGUAUAGGAGUCACUUUGACUCCUAAGGAGUCAUUUUGAUUUGGAGUAAAGAAAAAAGAUACAGAACAACUCCUUUUUUGCGGUGAAUUUUACUUCGGUAUUUUAACUCCAAUAUUGGAGUAAAUACUCCAAUAGGAAUGGUUUUUACUAGUACUCCAGUUGUGGAGUAAAAUGUCUCCAAAAUUGGAGUUAAAAUACUUGAGUAAAAUUUACGAAAAUAACGUAAAAUUCGUGUGUUAUGCACCCUUUUUUAAAAGAGAACAAAAAAUCCAUUUAUGGAAGUAAUUAUCACUGAAGCAUCAGAUAGAAUAGUCUAGUCUCCCUGGUUAAUUUUAAUCAGUAUCUGUGGCUUUGCUUCCAUUCAACAUCAAUCUUAAAUGUUCUGAUUUCCAUCGCGUUCAACGUGACGUCAAAACUAUCAUUCGAAAUCCUGUUUUCUCGGAAAGCUCCUCCCCAGUCUACUGCAUUUUUAAGCUCGGUCUUAACCAGGUUUGCACUCAGAUUGAGUUCAGUCACGGAGAGGAUGGUAAAGUCGCUAAACAAACCUUUUAGUUGAACUGAGACAGGUUUUGAAAGUUCGUCAUCUUCGCCAACAGCAAACUGAUGUUCCAGCCGUAACAGCAAAACCUUGCCAUGCUUUUCUAAUGUUAAAAGAUGAACAUUAGCUGGUAGCGGCCGAGUUAAGGCCUGGUACCCACUUUCUUCUUGGUAACCAUGGUAAUCUCCCUCGCUUGUAUGGCCUUGCAAAAUUUGGUAGCGUUGUUUAAGGUGGUAGUGAUACUGAGCCCAACUUCCAGCGCCUUCUGAAAACGAGAGUAACGGUCGCAUAAAUUCUUCCUCACCAAUAAGGCGAUGUAGUCUAGCAGAAUUUUUGGAAGCUUCAAGUAAAACCAAAAACCGACCUCGAACGAUAAGACCGUGACCGUCUCGGCCUGGUUCGUUUAACGGUUCACCAUCAACAGUACCAUCGUUAUAAAGUAACCUACGGUGAACCAUGAACUUUAAAGAACCAUCCUUUAUACUGGAGCUUCCUACUGAGCGGUCUGUCAUAACGGUCAGUUGAAUUCCAGUGUCAUCCUUAAUGUAAGCACGACUGUUCACUGGGUAAUAGUUCCCUGCUACAGGUUCUUUAUCU
Molecule: messenger RNA, 12729 nt
Organism: Paramuricea clavata
Lineage: Eukaryota; Metazoa; Cnidaria; Anthozoa; Malacalcyonacea; Plexauridae
Source: the annotation of a GenBank genome assembly